CUGAAAAGCCAUCUUUGCAUUGUUCCUGUGGCUUCCUCUCCGCUCGCUGCAACCACCUCCGCCCCGCGCCUCCUCCACCGCCGCGGACUCCGGCAGCUUCUUCGCCAGAGUCCUCCAACUCUCGCUUUUUUUAAAAAAAAUCCUCUGCAUAGGAUCACCGGUGUGCCCCACCAUGUCAGACACGGCCGUGGACACCAGCUCCGAGAUCACCACCAAGGCCUUAAAGGAGAAGAAGGAAGUUGUGGAGGAGGCAGAGAAUGGAAGAGAUGCACCUGCGAAUGGAAAUGCUAAUGAGGAAAAUGGGGAGCAGGAGGCUGACAAUGAGGUAGAUGAAGAAGAGGAAGGAGGAGGGGAGGAAGAGGAAAGUGAUGGUGAGGAAGAGGAUGGAGAUGAAGAUGAGGAGGCUGAGGCAGCUACAGGUAAACGGGCAGCUGAAGAUGAUGAGGAUGACGAUGUUAACACCAAGAAGCAGAAGACUGAUUAAGAUGCCUAGACAGCAAAAAAAGGAAAAGUUAAAGGCCUCCGUGACCUAUUCACCCUCCACUUCCCAUCUCAGAAUCUAAACGUGGUCACCUUCGAGUAGAGACUCCCGCCCACCUGCCCACCCACCCACCUCGGGCAGCGCCACCUGCAGAUGACACGCGCUCUUCACCACCCAACCAAAUCCACAACGUGAAUUUGCAACAGGGGAGAAAAAAAGAACCAAAACUUCCAAGGCCCUGCUUUUUUUCUUAAAAGUACUUUAAAAAGGAAAAUUUGUUUGUAUUUUUUA
This is a messenger RNA of Eptesicus fuscus (big brown bat), 772 nucleotides long. Its product is annotated as prothymosin alpha-like. Gene Ontology annotation, molecular function: histone binding. Gene Ontology annotation, cellular component: nucleus. NCBI's taxonomy places the organism in Eukaryota, Metazoa, Chordata, Mammalia, Chiroptera, Vespertilionidae. The transcript has a single exon. The record is from RefSeq and is a predicted model, not a curated record. Gene Ontology annotation, biological process: positive regulation of transcription by RNA polymerase II; negative regulation of apoptotic process. Bases 173 to 484 code for a protein of 103 amino acids.